Molecule: messenger RNA, 554 nt
Organism: Metschnikowia bicuspidata var. bicuspidata NRRL YB-4993
Lineage: Eukaryota; Fungi; Ascomycota; Pichiomycetes; Serinales; Metschnikowiaceae
Exons: 1
Coding region: 22-456 (144 amino acids)
Source: RefSeq, a predicted model, not a curated record
AAAAAUUUCGCUAGAUACAAAAUGCAAUUAAUUUCAAAGAUCUCCUUUUUGUCUGCUGUUUCAGUGACCCUUGCUUUCCCCCAAAUGAGCAGAUUUAUCGAAUGCCUUGGUGAAGACUCAAAUCGGUAUAUUGUUGACAAUCCCUGUGACUCAGUAGUGGCUAUUUACUCCAAGGAAUUCAGAGAUUUUGAUACGAAAGGUCCAGAUAAGCAGUUAGAUAAAUGCCUCAACUAUGUUGCUCUGAUUGACUCGGAGACUUCCUAUAUGAUUGCGUUUCCUGAGGCUGACGCUUUUUCGGGAUAUGUUUUGGACAGUCCAAUUGGAUUUGAUCAUUUCCAAACUCAUCCAGAAUUUUCUGGUGCUUUUUGCAGUGAGAAGAGCACCAAUAAAGCUGACCAGUUCAAAAGCACCUUUACCCAGAAGAGCGAAGAAGCUAAGAUGCUGGACGAACUAUGAGUGAGCUUCUUUUUGUGAAACCAGGAAACAUUGUGGAAGAAGUUUAUUGAAUUGGCCUCAAUGUGGGAUUCUAGUAGUUAUUAGUAAAUACUUAUUAG